CGCCACUUGGACGAAUCUGAGGAUAAAUGGCUCUUAAGUAGCGGGCCGAGAAUAACGGAGGCUGAUUAAGGCAAGCGUUUGUUUCAAUCAAAAAGUGGAAAAACAAAGAGAAACUUUACAGUUUCAAUGAACAAAAUACUUUCAUCUUUGAUUUUGUUUCCUUGUAUCGAUUUCGUAAAGCUCUCCCCCUUUAUUUAUCUGUUAUUUACUAAAGCCAGUGUUACAAGUGUGUUGACCGUGUUCUGCGAUGAAUGUCUUCCAAGUAUAACGAGAAAAGGUCUUGUAAUGAUUUAAAGAAAAGUGUGGAUUUUUGUCUGCUUCUGUGUUCUUAAAAAAAAGAAAAAGGCAACAACAAACCUGUAUUGGUAUGUUAUGCAAUUCAAUAGCUUAGUUUUUUUAAUUUUCAUUUAUCUUAUUAAAAAUAUCUUUGUGUGUGUGCGUGUACGCUAGCUCUUUAUGUACACACUAUGUUGUAGAUUUUGACUCAAACGUGAUAGAAAAAAGACUUAUUACCGGAAAUAAACUUUUGUUUGAAAGAGAAAAAACAUACACCCAUUCAUGUUUAAUAAAUGAAACUAAACACCAAAGCAAACUUGUCAGAAGAGCAGAAAAAUAAUCAGUCUAAUUUGGAUUCAAACUAGGAAGGCUGGAUUCAAACUUGGAUUAAGAAUUAAUGUUGAUAGAUAGUUAUGAAAACUGUUAGCGAUAUUUUCAUUAUACCCUACUUCAUACUUCAAAAUUUACCCACAACACUGAUACGGACGUCAUUGGAAGAACUGUAUCAACAUCAGACUAUUUCUUGACCUGUUAUUUGUUUUGUUGUUUGAUUUAUAAAAUCCGCCCUCCUCACCUGUUAUUCCGGAAUAUGUUUAUUUAUUAACCAUCAUUAUUGUUAAUAAUUAAAAACGAGGAUUAUCGUGCUUAGGCAUGAUGUGCAAACCUAAGUACUACAUUGCUGUGCGAAGAUCUCAUCACAUGAACAAAGUACAUUUUUUGCACGGUCACCGUGAUUGGCAUUACCUUUUUUGCUUACCUAAAAUUGUCCUCAGUACUAUCGCCACCUCGCAUUAUUAAACGUGUGAUUUUUAUACCAACCAAUCAGCCGAUCAACCAACCAGCCUCCAAUAGCUAUAUAUAUAUAUAUAUAUAUAUAUAUAUAUAUAUAUAUAUAGGCACAGGCAAACAAUCGCAAGAUGUUGAACCGACUGGCGGCAUGGAUAGUAAACAACUAUAUUGGAGAAUAUGUGGAAAAUUUAAACCGAGACAGCGUCUACGUUGGUCUCCUGGCUGGUGCUGUUCAGCUUGAUGAUCUCAUCUUGAAGAAAGAUGUCUUUAACCAGUUUGGGCUGCCUUUGCAGCUCAAGAAAGGGAUGAUACGUAAAAUCACCUUAAAAAUCCCAGUGACACGGAUUCACAGUGAACCAUGGGUCAUCACAAUGGAAGGUGUCUACAUCAUUGUUGAACCUAUGAAACAUGCAGAUUGUGAUAAGAUUGAACGGAAAAAACUCUACCAAAGUUCAAAACAACUUGCCCUUGAGACUGUUGAUGAUAUGUUAAAGCAAUCUGGGAAAUCAAAGGCUUCUUCAAGUUCUUGGCUUGUCACUCUAACAUCUGUGGCAAGCAACAUUCUUGAAAACUUGCAGCUCCACGUCAAUGAUGUCCACAUACGGUAUGAAGACAGCGACCUGAAUCCUUCUCAUCCCUUUGCUGUGGGAAUUGAUUUAGACAGUCUAAUAGCUCAGAGCACUGAUGAAAACUGGGUACCAUGUUUUGUGUACAGGAAUGUCAAUGAAAUGAUGUUCAAACUAAUGGAACUGAAUAAUUUAUCACUGUAUUUUGAUACAAAUGUGCAGUUAAUCGGGGAUUUACCUAUGGCUCAAAUUGUGUCGUUAUUACAAGGUGGAACAAGUCUGCGAGAUGGAUUUGAUAUUCAUGAUUAUGUGUUAUCUCCAACAAAUGCUCGUUCAAGAAUUCAAAGAAACACAAGUGAGUUGCCACUGACUUCAGCUAGCACACCACGGCUGAGUACAGACAUCACUAUCGAAGAACUUGCUGUGUCCCUUUCCAACAUCCAAUAUAAAUAUCUUGUCUACUGGACUAGAGAACUUGACAAGCAGGACAGACUUUACCGUUGUCUCAAAUGGAGGCCAGAUGUUAGUUGUGCCGAGAAUCCAAGGCGCUGGUGGGACUAUGCUAUCACUGGUUAUUUGUUUUUCAUAAAUGGUCGACAACGUGACUUCUCGGUGAAAAGGUCUGUACAGAGAGCACGAGAUUUGGUGGACUAUUACAAAGCUUAUUGUGCAUACUUGACACAGACUAACACAGCCACAAUGAUUCAACACCAAAAGAAAAUGGAAGAUGAGUUAAAUAUUGAAGAAAUUAAAACCAUUCGGUUACUAGCAUUUGACAAAGUUAACAAAGACAUGAAGGAGGAAAUUACCAAGCCAAGUACUCCUGUAACACAAACACCUGAAGAGUAUAAAACAGGUUACCUCCAAAGUUGGCUGUCAUGGGCUGUUGGUUAUUCAGAACCCUUAUCUCCUGAUUGUUUAAGCAGCGAAACUGAAACUCCUGCUGAAGAAUCCAUCGAGGAUAGAGAAAAUUUAGAGCGAGAAUUGAUGGACAUUGUGAACAAAUCUAUGGACAGUGAUACAUUUUACAAACGAGACAAAGUGUUUGCUACAUUAAACUUUUGCUUAAAGAAAGGGUCAAUGAAGCUGCUCACAAGUACAGAAAAAGACAGCACUAUUCGGGAGAUGCUUGUUGCAGAGUGCAAUGAUAUCAACAUUAAUGUUGAAGCGCGGCCUCAAGUUGGUGCUUACAAAUUUUGCCUAAGCUUAGGAAUUUUUGAGCUACAAGACAGACUUAUUAAAGAAUCUUGUUUCCCAAGUCUUAUUGUUCCAAAUCCAAAGGAAAUUUCAUACACAUUCCGUAGAAUGCGUUUUGGUAAACCCCUUGCCAAAACUACAACAAUCCAAGAAGUACCAGUGCCUGAAUCAGGCGUUGAUCCUUGUGAGAAAAUAUUUGAAGUGACUUUUGAGAAAUCAGAGUCAAACAGCAAUAAAAAAUACAGAAUCUAUGUGAAAACCAAAUCAAUAGCCAUUGUCUGUAACCCUUAUACAGUAAAAGAACUGAAAGAUUUCUUUACUGUAUCUUCAUCAGCUCAUAAUUAUCAAGAUAUGGGCCAAACCCUUACAGAUGCUGCAUAUAAACGAUACCAAAAUCUAAAAUUCCAUACAAAAACUGAAUUGCAAAACAGAUGGCGGGAGCUUCUGCAAGGAAAGAAAGUACCUCAACAAAAUCGGAUUGAAAUAAAACUGGAUAUAGCAGCUCCUAAAAUUAUUGUUCCUGAAUCAUUCUUUGAUCAGAAUACAACCUUAGUGGUUUUUGACUUGGGUUAUCUCAGUUUUCAGAAUGCUACAACUGGUAGCUUAGCAGAGAAAAGUCCCCAGUUUGAAGAUCAAGAUGAGGAAUUCUUAACUCCAUCACAGUCUCCUCCCAAUGAGCUUGAGUUGAGCGAAGAAGUCGUUAGUUUUAGCCCACAGCCACAGCAACUACCACAGCCAACUGCUGAAAGUAUGAAUGAGAGUUUCUAUGAAAGAUAUCAGGUAAUUUUGGAAGAUUUACAAGUGCUAGUUGGCCAGACUCAUGACAACUGGAAAGCUGCCCAUUCUCGAGGUAACACCCGUAUCCACUUGCUAGACAAGUUCAGCAUUGAGGUACUUUUUGAAAGACGUGUCAUAUUUACCACUGAUCCAGAAUGGCCCUCUGUUAGGCUGUCAGGAACUUUACCAUCACUUACCAUCCAUGCAGACCAGAAAAAGGUGAAAGCCUUGAGUACUUGUAUGAAUCAGCUGUCAUCACUUCAUAAAACACAAAAACCAAAAUUGAAGUCUACAGUCAGUAUUUACCAAAGUAUGGACAUGGAUGCAGCUGACCCGAAUAUUUCCAGUGCUUCUUAUAGCAAUGUGCCACCUUCUGAAAAAGAGAAGCAACAGCAAAGCAAGAUGAUGGAAGCAUCUGUUUUACUAGAAGCAGAGUUUUCUGUCAAUAAAUUAUCACUGGAAAUUAACAGCCGAGGUCGACCUAUUACUGAACUCCAAGUAGAUCAUGUCCAAGGGCGACUAGUGAAAAAAUACAAGGAAAUGACAACCACACUUACAGUACACAGUUUACUGCUUGUUGAUGGACUACAGACAUUUGGCAAAGAUUAUGAACUGCUUGCAGCUUCUCACAAAAAUUUGUCAAUGGACAGCCAGAGUGGAAAGCUUCGAGGGUCAGAAUCUCAAACUGAGCUGAGGCCAUCACCAGUGUCAUCUUCGUCUGCUCUUUCAGAUCACCGUGAUGAAGGUGGUCAAGGAAUAUCACAAAAAGAGGAGGCUCUUAUUACCCUACACAUUCAGGUGAUUGCCUCCAACAGCCCAAAUAACCCGACCAAUGAAAAAGUGUUGAGGGCAGAUAUUCAGUUCAACAGUCUGGAUGUCAUUGCCAAUCAAGAAACUUUGACAGAAAUAAUGAGCUUUUUUCAUAGCACUAUGAAAGACAUGUCAAAAAAAUCCGUUCGAUCUCCAAAUCAUUCAUCUACUAAAGACCAAAAUGAUGAUUCCAAAAAUGCUGAUUUACAAAAAUCCAUGUCUUCAGUCCCUCAGAGUAUCUCUGGUAUGUGCAUUGGUGUUACAGCUGACUUUCAUCGCUUAAACAUCCUGCUGGUUCAUCUUGAAGACUCUGUCUCUGGCCGGAAUGCCAGAAAGGUGGCCACUAUUACCAUGUCCAAUGCACAAAUCAAUGCUCGCAUAAGUGAAAAACUCGAGGUUGCUGGUUCACUAGAAGGGUUUCACAUUGUAAAUGUAAUGCCCGAAGCCCACAAACACCAAUAUCUAUUACAAGUUGGCAAGUUGUCAACACUUCCAAGUUUCCAAAGUAAUUCUGACAUGGUUCAGGUGUACAGCUCAAAUCAGAAGAAAGCUUAUCAAUGGGAACCCGAGAUCUUAGAUAACAACUCUAGGAAUAGCUAUGCAUUAACCUUCCAACUCGAGAGAUACCUGGGACAUGCUGCUUUACUCUCUUCUUCUUUUCCACUUCUUCCAAUCAAUGAAAGCCUUAUCUAUACAGUUAACGGCAACUCUGCAGUUUCUGAGAAGGACGUUGCUGUAAAGAUCAGGAUGGCAUCAGUCAUUUAUAUCCAUUCUCCGCUGUUCUUAAGAGAGCUGUCUGAAUGUCUUUCCAGCUUCAAAGACUAUACUUCAAAUGUAGCUUCUUCGAUAAAGCAUGCUGCAAAAGAAGUUGCCAAAGGUCUUGUAGCUAAGCGUAUGGAAACAGCCAGUGGAAAUUUCCCUGGAGGUAACAACAGUAGCAAUGAUUACAUUCAUUCUCCACCCAAUCAGCGUAAAUCUGAAAGCCAGUCCUUAGAGAUGAAUGACUUCUUCCCUCCAGAUAUGUCCUACAGUGAAGAGCAGUUCUUGACUGGCUCAUUAACAACUUCCCCACCUGAAGAGCUCAAGAUUAAUAUUGAUAUGCAAAUUGAAACUCCAAUUGUGUUUCUACCUCGAAAGCAAACCAGUUCAGAAGUUCUAAUGGCUUGCCUUGGAGAAAUCUCCAUCAAAAAUAUGCCUGCUGAGUCAAUUACUAAGAAAGACGUCAAGGACUGCAUUAGUAUUCAUGUUGACAAGAUGAGUUUGUAUGCAUUGAAUUUAACUACAUUCAAUAUUUAUGAACGUGUAUUUGACUAUCGUGGACUUGACAUUGAACGUCUGUUCAAGGAUGAUCAGUUUCGUAAAUGCAACCCAGUACUGUACGACACAAAUAUAGAAAUAACCCUCCAUGUACUUGAAUAUGACAUCACAUGCCGGUCGCCUUGCUCACCUGGUAUGGAAGAAAGCACACACUUCAAACCUCAUUCAUUCAACUCGGCCUUCACAUACAACAUCCCAAACGACACUGAAGACAAAAAAUCUUCUCCAGCACCUUCCCAGUCAUUAUCUGUUAAUAUUGUCAUUGCAACUCCAUGUAAACUUGUUCUCUCUAAAGCUGUCUAUGAACAGAUUCUUGAAACUCGCCACAACUUAACAUUAAGUGGCAUAAAUGAAGAAACAGUUACUUUCUCAAUUUCCAGUGAAGGUGACAAUAGUUCAUCAUAUUUACCAGGAAUUUCAGCACUAAAACUAGACUCUUCUACUGAAUCAGACAUUGCCAAAGUGAUUCGAACAGGGAGCAGUGAAUCUACUCAGUCAUCAAAGCCAGUUCCAACUAGUCUCCCAUUAGAAGCACGGUUUGAAGUGGCAAUGUUCAGUGUCGAGAUGCAAGGAGAUUUGGAACCUGAUUCUCAAAAACGACUUGUUGACCUUUGUUUACAAGAUCUCAUCCUUAUCUAUCAUCGAAUGGACAAUUAUGUGUCCUCAUUUGAUCUUUCUCUUAAAUCACUUACUAUGGAAGAUUUAUUGGAGACAAAUGACUCUAAACCUCGUUAUUUAAUGGUUUCAUCUAAAAAGGAAGAACCAGAACCUAAAGAAGAUAAAUUAGGUUCUAAUUUAUCAACAUCUUGUCCUGAUUGUACAAUAAUGGUCCCUAAACCCAAAAUGCCUGGUUCUUUGCCUUCAAGUUUUCAUGAAGAGAAUGUUUUUAUGUCUCAUUCUAAGAAAAACAGCUUAGGAGGUAAUCAAAGGAAAAUGGCUGCAGAAGAAAGCAAUGAGGGAUGCUACCCCUGUACACCACCACCUUCUCCUAUGGGUUCAAUGGAACAAGUGACUAACAGUGGACCUCUGGUUCACAUUAGUAUAUUCCUAGUUGAUAGCAAGUGUCCUCAGUUUCAAGAAACCUAUAAACAGAUCAAUCGCUCCAUUGAUAUUCAGUUUAGCAGUUUGGAUACAACCAUUAAUCUGCAGACUUGGGUCGUAUUACUUGAUUUCCUGGGUCUUGGGGCUACAUUUAAAGAAGCUGGAGCCCAGUCACCAAAUGUUUUCUCAACCAGUCAAGACUCCUCGUUGGACACUGAAGAUAACUCUAUUCAAAGUGAAGAAGUUGUUAACUCAAAGUUUCACAUGAAUAUCGAAAGCCUCACUCUAAUUAUGAAUAAACCAGAGUAUGAACUGGCUCGAGCCACAGUGUCCAAUCUGAAAGCCAAUUUGUCCCUGCAUGACGGCAACACGCAUGUUGUUGGUCAACUUGGCAGUAUCUCUGUGCUUGACCAGUCACCAUAUGGCCUCAAUUUCCGAGAAAAAUUCAUCAGUGUUGGAGAUCAAGCCCUUACAUUUGAUAUAUUCAAAUAUGCUGGGGAUGAUCCAGGAAUGCAGAGGGCAUAUGAUUUGUGUGUUAAACUACAUAUGGCAACUGUGCAAUACACGUAUACAGAUAGAUUCCAGAGUGAAGUAACAGCAUUCUGUAUGCAUUUUCUGCAAUUACAUGACAGAAUGGGUCGGAUUCGUGCUGCAUCCAUUGGUAAAAAGAUCUCAGCAAGUAUGAUACGUAAUGCUCGCAUUAAGAUGAACAUUGAAGCAGACAGUCCUGUGAUUUUGCUUCCUUACAGUUAUAAAACAACAGGCCUACUCGUUGCUGAACUUGGACGGCUUAGUGUUACCAACCAGUUCCUUUUAGAUGGUUCCAUUGGAACCAUCAAAGGUAGACAGUACAAUUCAGCCAACUCUACUCACUCUGAUGACAAACUAGCCUCCAAUUCUGUGAGUAGUUACACACCAAUGACUCAAAGUGUUUUCCAUCAGAGUUUGCCAAAAGAAAAUGAAAAGCCUGCACUAGUUAUUCCUAAAAUUGAUGUUGAUCUGAUGAACCAAAGCAUUUAUGGUAGUCUUGAACAUGACAUCAGAGAUGGGGAACUUGAAGCGUCAUCCAUGAGUGAAUCAAAAUCUUCUGAUAUUUUUGACCCCACUGAGAAUGUUUCUGCAGAAGAGACUGUUGUACUGUCAACAUUGGAGUGCUUGUCUCCAUGCAACUUUUCAGUACUGGACAGCCGUGUGUUGUCUGAUAGCAGCUCUGACAAACUCUCCUCUCCACAGAGUAGUAAAUUCUGUAAGAAACUGUCAGCACCAUUGCUUGCCCAGGAAAAAAAGACUAUAAACCCUUUCACGUUGUCUGUUCAGCAGAGCAUGGCUUAUGCUCAGUGUGACCCCAUGAAGCACAUCUGUCUGCUAGAUGUAAUGUCAGUAACAUUGACUGAUAUGGAUUUGUAUUCAGCUGAGUUGGUUAAAGUUGAUACAUCUGAUGGACCGAUUUAUUCAAUUGAAAGAGAUACUGGUAAAAUCUUCAAAGAAAAAUGUGCAUUACAUCUGCAAGUGGAACGGAAUCUUGAUCGGGGACUUAGCCAUUCUGCUCCAAACAUUCAUAUGACUGGCAAGCUGUCUUCCAUUCAUGCUUUAAUUACUCUGAAACAGUUCAAACUAUUGCGGGGUAUUCUUGCUCAUAAUAUUGGUGAAACAUUGCCAGACUUCCAGCGACCAUUUAUGACACAUUUGAAAGAGCCACAAAAUAAGGCUCCUCCAUCUGGUUCAGUGUGGACAAAUAUGCUCAUGGAAAUUGACUUAAGAAACAUCACUGUAGAAUUAUUAUUUGACUGGCAAAACACAUCCCAAGAUUCUUUGGCAAGAUUUGAUUUCAUUCAUUCUAAUCUUCUGGUGAAAACACGCUCCAAUGGAACCAAAGAUGUUGAUCUGGUUUCUCAUGAAAUACGAGCAGUUGACACUAGAUAUAAAGAUCUUCCACCUGGGAAAGCUCCAAAUGUGUUUAGUAACAUCUUGCAACCAUCAAAACAAGUAGAUACCUGUAGCAAGUUGCAAAUGGAGCUAUAUUUUCAAUUCACCAAUCAAGUGAAGCUGUUUACUGUCUUGUUGAAUAACAUGCGGCUGAUGUGCAUCUUUGACUGGUUGCUAGCCGUCAAUAACUUUCUCACCACUGAUAUUGAGGACCCAUUUUUAGAUAUGGAUAAAAAGCCAGAGGUCAAAUUUGAAACUGUGAAGAUCAGAAACCCCUCUGAAAGUUCCACACCUAUUUUGAGGCCACGCAGUCCUCUCAACAGAUCUCAAGGAAUAGUGACUAGACGAUGUCAUGUUGUUGAACAAACUGAGGUGCCAUUUGAGCUGAAAGUCAAUGUCAGAAAUACGCAGUUUGUGGUUGUUGCUGACAUGUCUACAUGGGACACGGAAGCAGCUAUUCUGAAGUGCACUGCUGUGCUACGGUAUCGUCCGAAAGCACAAGACUUACCACUGUCAUGCAGUUUGCAGAGCCUAGAAGUAUUUUCCUGUUUUCUAAUGGAAGAAGAGGAAACUGCCCUUUCAAUUAUUGAUCCAACCAGCAUUACCAUAGAAAUUAAUGCCAACCCAUUGCCAGAUCGCUCAACUUCACGUGUUACUGGCUUGCUAGAUGCUCAAGCUGUGGAAAAUCCUCUAGUUCUUGAAAUGACACUCAAUCUUUUAAACAUUCGUUUGUCUUACAAUGACUUAAAGAUGUUUAUUGCCAUCACUGACUCUUUACCUGAACAAGCUACAAAGGCUAGAACUGCCCAGAACAUCCAUUUUAAAAGCACAGCUCCAGCUGUACAGGAAGUUGAAAUGUUACCUCUUGGGGAGAGCUCAGUUGAUGCACUGCCUGGCCUAAAUUGCUCUUCUGCCAGGAGCAGUUUUAGUGAACAUAGUUAUCAAACUCAAUAUUCAUCAUCUCGAAGAGCUUCCAAUAUUGAACAAAAUUCUUGGUUUUUAACGGGUAUUGAGAUAAAAGCCUCGUCAAUUUGUAUUUGUCUCAUUGAUGAUUGUAAAGAUGCUGAUGUACCACUUGCAGAAAUUUCAUUCAACUAUUUAGAACUUCACCAACAGCUCCUCCCCAAGAAAGUGGGUCGAGGUAUGUUCAAAUUACUUGGAGACUAUUACAACCGCAAACUGUCUGGUUGGGAACCAUUUAUUGAAGUUUGGAAGUGCAAUAUCAACUGGGAGUACAUAGAAGAAGCUGAGAGAAAAUUAGAAUUAAAGAUAGACUCCAUGGAUUGCCUUAACAUUAAUUUGACCAGUGCCUUCAUUGACCAGUACACUAAGACACGACUCAAGUGGACAGAAGAUUAUUACAAAAAUACUGAAGAAAACAGAAACACCAGCAAGGAUUCAUCAACAAAGUUAUCUCAAACAGUCGCCAAGAAAUUUGGUCUACAAAAACGUAUCCCAUUUGUGCCUUUUGUCAUACGAAAUCACACAGGAUUGCCAUUCCAUUUUUUGACUGUAACCACCACCCCUGCCUGUGUCUCUGGAGUUGACACAAAGCGUGGAUUGUUGGAAAAUUUCACUGAUGCUUAUAUCAAAGCUACAGAGUGGAAGCAGGUUGAACCAAAUGAAGAAGUCCCAUUUUUCUUCCAAAGGAGGGAGAAAAUUCGACACAAGGAAACUCAUGAACUUCGUGUCAAUCAACUUGUGGUCAAAGCUGAUGGCUGGCAGAAACUUUCUGCUGUGACCGUAGAUAAAGUUGGAAUCUACUUCCGUGAUGCUCAACCCGAUGAGAAAGUGAUCCGCACGCAGGUAUCUUUUGAACCCAUUUCCGGCGGCGUGCUGAACUAUACUGCCAGAUACCGUUCGGGUGAUUCUAAUCUUACCAGGGAUGGGGAUUCUCUUCCACAUGAGCAAACAAUGCGUCAGCAAGUGGCUCGUUUUGUAUUUGAUGUCACACAAGAAGGAAGUGCACGCAAGAUGAUCACUGUAAGAUCAGCCUUGACAAUUGUUAAUAAACUGCACAUGCCUGUUGAGGUUGUCAUGUACCCUUUUACUGGACUAGGAUGCACCAUGUUGAAAGAGAAGCAAUUAAUCCAACCAAAUAGCCAGUCUCCUGUACCCAUUCUUUACACUUCUGCAUCCCUUUGUGCUCGCCCUGCUGAUCUCCCUGUGGAAGAAUGUGGUGAACCACUCUAUUGGGACAGAGUUCGUAAAAUGGAUGACGUCCUUGAUUACCAUCGGGUCUGUCGGCCUAUCAAACCAAAUAAAGAGUGUUUCAGGUUUUGUGUGUCUGUAAGACGUGGAAAGUAUCCCGAGGAAACUCAGCUACAUAGAAUACAUGCUCGAGAAUACAGUAUUCCUGGUCACAUAAUUACUCUUCAUCCACCAGUCACUCUUUGCAAUCUGCUACCAAUUGAGAUGUCUUACUACUUCAAGAAUACCUCAAUGAAGGGUCAAAUUGAUGCUGGAAAACAGGAGCCACUCUAUCAGGCUGACAUGAGCCAGCAUCUUGAACUCGGAAUCCAGCUGGAAAAUUUCCGAGAUUGUAAUGAGUUGAUGAUCCCUCCAGGAACUAUCAAUUAUAAAGCUAGGUUUGAACUAUACGACAGUGACGACAGAAUGUUGGCGUUGACUGUACGCAUCAUUUCACGCAAAGGAGGAGCACUCAAGCUCCAAAUCUCAGCUCCCUAUUGGCUUGUCAACAAAUCCGGCAUCCCAUUAAUUUUCAAACAAGAUGGCACCAGACUAGAAGCUGCAGGUCAAUCAGAAGACCACGAAAGAGCAAAAAGUGUCACACCUUUACUUUUCAGUUUUACUGACAAAGAGUGUCCAACCAGAUGUUCUAUGAGAGCUGGGAGACAAACUGUAGCAGCAGAGAGUGUACUUCUUCAGUGGUGUCCUCGUUUUACAUUAGACAGUGGCAUUGGUACACGCCAAGUGCACAUUACUUCUAAGGCAACAAAUAGUCCAAAUAGAGUUUUUACCAUUGGUAUAGAAGUGAAACAAGGUUGUGGUAUGUACUGUGAUACCAACAUAGUCACUUUUGCUCCUCGGUACUGUAUUGAUAACCAGUCUCAGUAUAAACUGUCAAUUAUCCAGCAACAUUUUGCUACAGAAAUAGACCCAAAACAACAGCUGAAACAUUCUUUGAUUGCUCCCCCAAAGAGUUCAAUGCCAUUUCAUUGGCCUCGUGUUGAUUUUGAUCCGCUUCUUUGUGUGAAAGUUCUUGAUGACUCUAAGGUCUUUUGCUGGUCUGGAGGUUUUAGGAUUGAUAAAGUGGAUUCCUUUCAUAUUAACAUAAGAGAUGAACAGGGCAAUUCCUUACUGCUGAAAGUAGAAGUCAUUCUUUUAGGGCCUACACUUCAUGUGCUGUUCUACAACUCUGAUGACAUGCCACCUCCUUUCCGGAUUGAUAAUUACUCAUUAAUUCCAGUGCAGUAUCAGCAAGCUGGAGUUACCAAUCCAUUACUAAAGCAAUACAUUAAACCAAUAACAUCAUUGCCUUAUGCAUGGGAUGAACCUAUUCUAAAUCCAUAUAUUACUCUUGGAAUCUCCGGAGGAACAAGUGCAACAUAUAACAUGAACAAACCUGGUGAAGGAGAACAGCUUUGUUAUCAGAACUUCAUCUUCUUAGCUGCUACCUCUACAUUCAAUGGAGAUGUCCAUCUCAAGAGUCCAACCAGUCAUCCUGAUUGCAACAACAGAGAGUUAGUUCUCGAUGCUAUUAGCACUCGGAUAGUGUUCAAGAGAAAAGAACUUGGCAAACGAUCUCAACUAUGGCGUAUGACAGGUGAAGGAAUGCUAGAGAAUGAAGGUUCAGCCCCUCCUCAGGAGCCUGGGAAAGUAACUGGCAAUGUAUUAGGGCUUGUUUUGGACAUAUCUGACAUUGCCCCUCAACCUGGUAAAUGUGUACCACUCAUCCUUAGAAAACCUGAUGAGCGCAGACGAACAACACAAUUAUGGAAGUUCACUCGUAAUGGUUUGUUAACAUGUGCCAAUGGAACAAUGUGUGUGCAAGCUGUUGAUACCAAUGCACUACAACAUGAUGCUAUAACUCUACUUGGCCCAAUACCUUCUCCAACAUUGAAGAGUGUCCCAUUUCACAUGCAAAUUUCUCGUCAGAAACAACGACCCGGUUCUGGUUUCAUUAGUGUCACAGUUCUCAUGGAUGGACCUGUCAGAGUUUUACAUAUUUCUGAUAUUCAGAAAACAUUCCAUGGUGUUGGCUGUAUGUGCUUUUCUUCAACUCCAUGCAGUACACAGUGCCACAUGAGUAACAGCAGAGAAACCUUUCAGCCUAAACAUCUGUGGUAUGCUCCAGGCCUGAGGCCAGGGGCAGAUAAGGUACUCCAUUGCCUUACCAGGUGUGGCUAUUACAGCAAUACCUUGUGUGCACAAUCACAUUCACCUAGCCAUUUUCAGAACACGAGUUUUGCUGAUCCCAACUUUGAAGAUUUACAGCUGGUGGAUCCUAACCAUUCUUCAACAGACAUAAAACAUAAACGUGCUAAUGAUGAGAAAGAACAACAGAAGAACAAAAUUGUUGUCCAUGGUCUGCUUUCUUUGCCAAAAGGGGUAGGAAUAUCUCUUGUGAACCGGGUACCUGAGGAACUUGUUUACAUUGUUAUGUGGAACAUUGUGAUACGAUGCAAUAGCAAAAAUGGUUUACUCAUCAUGGAAGCUAGUAUUGGUAAUGUACAGAUUGACAACCAGCUGUUUAGUGCUCAGCGGCCAGUGAUGCUGUCCAUUGUUCCAUCCAAAAAUGAUGUCCCUGAAAAUACGCCUGCACUACACAUGGUCGUCCAUAAAAAUCCUUCUCAGUGGAAUGUAGAGAUAUUCAAGCACUUAAUUAUUUCAGUACGUAAGGUAAAGUUACACUUAGAGGAGAUGUUGCUCCUGAAGUUGUUGCAGUUCACUGGUUACCACGAGCCAGAUGAAGACACACAGCUGAUGGAGAAUGCCUACAGCAGCCAGAGCUUUGAAUCAGUUUUAUCCAGUUGCUUCUCAGUUUUCAAAUUGUUAUUUUGUGAUGAAGAAAGGCCUGUUCUCCAAGCUGCUGCUAGCCCUCCUCACAACAAGCGUUACUUCUUUGGCCUUCUCCGGUUGAACACCCACCGUAUCUCACUGAGCAUGCUCACUGCACCUACUUUGCCACCAGAAUUAAAAGCGAUUAAAAAUAAACUAUCUCUUCGGUGGAUAAGCUUUGAAGAUGCAACAGUUGAUUUGGAUGCCUAUGUCCGACAACAUGUCUUUGAAACGAGCACAUUUCUAAUUAAUGAGAUAAAAUCUCACUACACUGAUGAACUGAAAAGUCAAGCUGCCAAGAUCUUGGGUUCUAUAGACUUUCUAGGGAAUCCUCUUGGUUUGUUCAAUGACUUCACUGAAGGUAUUUCAGGCCUCAUCAAAGAUGGUAAUUUUGGUGGACUGCUGAAAAAUGUCACUCAUGGUGUGUCAAACUCUACUGCCAAGGUGACCAGCUCCUUAUCUGAUGGAUUGACUAUAGCAGCUAUGGAUGAGAAGCAUUUGAAGAAACGAACCCAGAUACUUUCAGAACGUUCCACUGGUCAUUCUUCUGACCAUCUGAAAGCUGGUUGCAAAAGUCUGGUAAUUGGACUUGUCGGUGGUUUGACGAGUGUUGUCAACCAAACAUAUGAAGGGACACGAGAUGAUGGUUUUGGAGGGUUUUUCACUGGUUUGAGUAAAGGAUUAGUUGGCACUGUAAUCAAGCCUGUCACUGGAGUACUGGACUUUGCCACAGCUGCUGCUACUGCUGCGCGGGAGACAAGUCGACGAUCUUACAAGAUCCAGGUUCGAAUUCGUGAGCCACGUUGCUGUCAUGGACUGGGUGGUCUCCUACCAAACUAUAAUGUUAACCAUGCUAAACAACAAAGAAACAUCCACCUUCUCAACAGCAACCAUUUUGAUGAAUUUUUCAUUGCUUGGGAGCAAGUCCGUAAAGACAGCAGUCGACAGUGGUGUGCCCUCAUCACAAACAAAAAAGUCUACUUUCUCAUGUGUGAUAAAACUUCUGACCAUCAGAGCGUUGAUUAUAAGAUUGACCAUCGGGAUAUCCAAUUUUGUAUGCCUGUUUCUAAAAAUGACAACUACUAUGUGAAAUUUGUCAAGAAGAAUUCAAUCAAAGCUCCUCCCUAUAUACGAUGUGACAGUUUUGCAAUUGCUCAAAGGGUCUCACAGCAAAUUCUUUAUGCUCUGGGACUUCAUGAAGAAAUACAGCAAACCCUUACUCAAGACACUAUGUUAACAGAUUAUGUUGACUAACCACCAUCUGACACUAAAAUCUGUACCUAAAGUUCUCAUCGGUUGGGACUUGGAAAUGAAAAUUGAACCUUUUACAUUUCACCAAAUGAAAAUACAUUUAAAUUAGUUCUUGUCCUUGAGGAAUAUACUUAUAUUGGAAGGAACUGAAAAAUCGGCUGCAACAGAACCAAAGCAAAUCUUCAGGAAAUGCUGUAGUUUGUUGAGUUUAAUCUACCAUCGUGCCUGUUUAUACACAUAACAACAUACAAAAUUGUUUAUAUUCACAUGCAGAUUAGCAUUAUUAAGAAGAUUGGUAUUAUCUGUCAAUCCAAAGAGAAACGACAGGUGCUAGUAAAAGGAGAGACACCCUCCAACUCUUCUUGCUCCCAGCCCACCUUGAAAGAGAAAUCACAAAUCAUUUUUAAAAUAAGUGAAUUGCAGUUAUCUCUCAUAAAGACUGGAAUAAAUAUGCCUUUCACAAUUGGUUCAUAUCACAAAAGUUGAUACAACUUUAACCAUGAGAUGUCUCCUUGUAAAUAUAUGUUAAAUAAGAGAUAUUUCAUUCAUGGUGAAGCUGUAAAUUAAUUUUUGAAUUAACUAUUACAUGUGACUUUACUUUUUUUUUUUUUAUUUAAGAAAUUUCAGUUUCUGGAAAUCUUUUCUGUGAGGACUAUAAAAGAGCAUUUCACUUUUAGUUGAUUAUUAAUUUAAGUAUAAUGUUAUUGUAAGAGUUUGUAAACGAAUAAUUUUUCAGUAUUUAUCAAGACUGAAUGUGGAGUGAGACUGAUGCAAAUAAUGAUAGCAUGAUCUGUAGAACGAUAUUAUUUCAUAGCUCAUGUGAUAGACCGUUACCAAAAGAAUACAUUUCUGGUUAGUUACUAUUUCUGUUAUAUAUUCUUCAAACUGUUGUCUUUAUUGUAUAUAUGUAUAUAUAUGUGAAGAUAUGUAUAUUUAUAAACUGGUUUGUUGUGUUUGCACACCAAAUUAGUUUCAAUUUGAUAUACUGACUCAAGAAUCCAUAGAUACAUUUUCUGAUCAGCUAAUGUGAGUUCAAAGCUCUCAUCUAUGCAAAUGUAAGAAGUCACCAGAUGUGGUUCUCCAUGCAGAGAGAGAUAAAAAAACAAACUGGAUUAAAACUGUACAGAGUUGGCUGUAACUGUGAUAAGUGUGUGCGUUACAUAAUAUUUGCUUUCAAACCAUAUAUAUAUAUGGUUAAUGUAAAAAGAAUUGAGAUUUGAAAAUAAAAGAAGUGUGCUGUGAGUAAGUUUAAUUGCUAUUAUCCUUUGUUAUUCACUAACAAGUGUCACAAUAAACAGAUUAGUAGCAAAGCAAAUACACAUUUAAUGAAACUGUCAAGACUAUAUGUACAAGUUUCAAGUGAGUUUAUCAAAAAGCUAUCACAAACUGUUAAGCUUUCUUAGUUACUGCUAUAGUACUUGGAGUGCACAAUUCUCUCUAAGUAACUGUAAUUUCAUUUAAGAAAUAGAAAUGUCGUUAUCUGAGCAUUAGCUAAAAUUGUCUUGUGGCAUAUUUACAGCCUUUCACAUUCUGAGUUCAAAUCCUGCUGAGGUCAACUUCACCUUUCUGGGUUCGUGAAACAAAUUAUUCGUUAAGUUCUAAAGUUGAUUUAAUCUAUUCUAUCCACCUCUAAAAUGUAUGGCCCUCUGCUUAUGUUAGAAGUCAAUAUUUAUAUGUAGCAAUAUACCUUCCUCUCUUAAUUGGUAUCAUUAAAAACCUUUGAAAUCUGAACGCAUUGAAAAAUUUCAUUGCAUUCUAUAGAAGCAAUUUUGACCAUCAGAAUGAGCGAUUCAGUGUUGCAUCACUUGUAAGAUCUCCAUGUUUAUGGCUGAGUAUUUUGUUAUUUAGAUAUUUAAAUAUUUCUUCUAAUGCCACACUAAUUAGGUAAGUUGCUUAAGGUUUUUUAAACUACUGGGUAUUGAUUUGCUUUCAUUAGUAAAGCUGUUUAAUUGAAUGAAAUAAUGGAGGUGCUAGAAUUAAAAAAAACAACAAAAAAGAGCCAAAUAACAGAUGUGUCCUCUAGAAUAUUUAAAUAUGUCCUAGAAACUAAUAAUAGUAAUCACA
Messenger RNA from Octopus sinensis (East Asian common octopus), 17036 nucleotides. Its product is annotated as vacuolar protein sorting-associated protein 13D. NCBI's taxonomy places the organism in Eukaryota, Metazoa, Mollusca, Cephalopoda, Octopoda, Octopodidae. The transcript is spliced from 82 exons. Gene Ontology annotation, cellular component: extrinsic component of membrane. The record is from RefSeq and is a predicted model, not a curated record. The coding region runs from base 1194 to 14975 and encodes 4593 amino acids. Gene Ontology annotation, biological process: protein retention in Golgi apparatus; protein targeting to vacuole; mitochondrion organization.